AGCCUGCGGUAUCGUUAUAGCGCAGCUCAGCUGCAUUUCCAUUGGGGCUCCUCCAGUCGAAUCGCUGGUUCUGAACACAUGGUGAACAGCAAACAGUAUGCGGCAGAGAUGCAUGUAGUGCACUACAAUUCGGACAAGUACCCCAACAUAUCCUCUGCUGUCGACAAAUCUGAUGGUUUGGCCGUGCUCGGUGUUCUCAUCGAGGUUGGGGAGUUUAAUCCAACUUUUGAACAAUUUUUAAGGUUCAUCAAUGGCAUCAAAUAUCGAGAUCAAAAAGUUCAGGUGCCUGGUUUUAACAUUAGAGCCCUGCUGCCCGCUCGUUUGGAUGAAUAUUAUCGAUACGAUGGAUCGCUGACGACUCCCCCGUGUUAUCCCAGUGUACUGUGGACGGUGUUCAGAAAUACCAUGACAGUCUCUCAAAAACAGUUUAAUGCCUUGGCUACAGCCCUCUACUCCUCCUCUGCCCAGGAAUCAGCAACAAUUCCGCUUCACAGCAACUACAGAAAAGCCCAGCUGGUUGACAGCAGAAUUGUCCUGGCCUCUUUUAAAGAAGGCAGAGGACUGCAUGGUACUCUUACAGUCACAUCCCCACACACCAGGAAGCAAAUCAUUCAGCAGCUGCUGGUCGGUGACCUAGCAGACUUGGCUGAUGAAGAGCUAUAUAAGCUCCUACCAACCGGAUCCCAGAAGCUCCAAGCUGGCAGGAGGAAAAACCUCAAGAACUUGGAGAGGGACGACCAGACUAAACCAAAACAACAAAUGACGAGUCCAUCUCUUAGGAGGAAGAGCAGCUGCUUUGUGGGAAAGUUGGGGCUGGCUGGAGACACGCUGCGCUAUAGCUCACUAGAGCAAAGAGUUUUCCAUCAACUCAAAGAGUCUCACAGAAAGAAUCAACUGGUCGAGGCUCUCAGAGAUGCAGUUUAUCCUGAACUGAACCUCAAGAGCUACAUGGACUGCAAGUCACACCUAGCCCUUCCAACCGUGAGGCAAAUUCUGUGUGGACGGCCGACUGACGAGGCCCUCGAGUUGGAACGCUCCCUGACAAAAGCUUGGAUGAAUCAAAGGGAAACUUCUGUGGCAAACAAGCAGAAGAGCCACGUAACAAAGUAUGGCAGCAUUUCGAAACCUCCCAGUCAGGGUUACCCACAUCCUUGGCUUCUGCCAAUGGAAUGGGAAGAUUAGGUAUAUCCUUAACAUUUCAAACUCUUUUGCUGUAAAUAUAAAUUUCUAUCUGUGAAUAACUUUUCUUUUUUUAAAUCCACAUUUUCUUCAUUUAUUCAAUAAUAAAUCAAAAAUAAAUAAUUUAUUUUUUACUGUGUGCACAGGAAAAAUGUUUUAAUUACUGUUUCUUUUUCUGUAAUAUAUUUAUUUUUUCAUUGGUCAAGGCUCAUUAUAGAUUGUCCUUAUCUGUUUUUGCAUUUGUGCACAUUUUCCAUCAGACCUGAUGGUAUUUCUUGCAAAAAACAAGAAAAGUUUAUGACUUAAACCGUCUGUGGCUCAAAAUUCAUUUCAAAUUUAAAACUUCAAUGAAUACAGUGAAAGAACAGAAUUGUUCAUGUAAUUUUAUAAAGGAAAAGCUUUAGAGUGUACUAAUGAGCCUUGUAGGCUUUAAUAAACUAUUUUUUAACACUGUUAAAAAUAACUGAAAUAUUGUACUUGUGAUGAAAUCCUAGAAGAAGACUAAAUAGUUUGAUCUUCUCUGUUUUAUGUGCUAACAUUGUGCUGCUCUUAGAUCUAGUUUUUUGUUUAAAUUGUUUUACUUUAGAUACAAAUUUAGCUACUUUGUCUUACUUUCUCGACGUUUUACAUCUAAAUGUUUCUUCAGUCUGACUUGUAGGGGCUGGUAUUGGGAAAUUUCUCCUUUUUGAAUGAAUAAAUUCAUAUCUCUCAUUCACUUGUCCAUGUGGGAUUCUCAUCCAUUAAACAACAACCAUUGAAAGCUUUACAGUACAGAGACUCAUAUAUACCCAAUGUUGAGAGUAACUUGUUACAAAAGUAACACAUAACAAGUUCAUAUUACUUUUUGAUGGGACACAGUGUACUUUUGGGCAAUAGUUUACUCAUUGUGCUACAGAUUCAACAGGUCAGGGG
Oryzias melastigma (Indian medaka) is the source of this 2091-nucleotide messenger RNA. RefSeq lists its product as uncharacterized. Lineage: Eukaryota; Metazoa; Chordata; Actinopteri; Beloniformes; Adrianichthyidae. The record is from RefSeq and is a predicted model, not a curated record. Gene Ontology annotation, cellular component: plasma membrane. Gene Ontology annotation, molecular function: carbonate dehydratase activity; zinc ion binding. The annotation marks the transcript as partial. The transcript is spliced from 6 exons.